This is a messenger RNA of Eucalyptus grandis, 357 nucleotides long. Its product is annotated as submaxillary gland androgen-regulated protein 3B. Bases 1 to 357 code for a protein of 118 amino acids. The transcript is spliced from 2 exons. Lineage: Eukaryota; Viridiplantae; Streptophyta; Magnoliopsida; Myrtales; Myrtaceae. The record is from RefSeq and is a predicted model, not a curated record.
AUGCCGAACUGCCGGAAGAGCGAGGUCCGACGAGCCGUGCGCCUAUCCGUGCUACCCGCCCCCACUGGCACCGGGACUCCGGUCACUCCAGUGACGACCACGCCGCCUUCUCAGACAGGGAAUUCGCCUCCCAAUUACUUCCCGCCGCCGGGAGGGUAUUUGCCGUUCGUCCCUCCGCCACCCUACGGUGACGGUUUCUACGUUCCACCGCCGCCCGACCCCAUCUUGCCUUACUUCCCGUUCUACUACCGGAAGCCCCUACAUCAGACGGAGUCGUCAGCAGCGCCUUUCCGAGAAUCAAUGGUCAUGAUUGUGGAGACUGGCCUCUUGUUUUUGUUGUACUUAAUGCUGAGCUAA